Molecule: messenger RNA, 414 nt
Organism: Stomoxys calcitrans (stable fly)
Lineage: Eukaryota; Metazoa; Arthropoda; Insecta; Diptera; Muscidae
Exons: 3
Coding region: 1-414 (137 amino acids)
Source: RefSeq, a predicted model, not a curated record
AUGCAUUUCUUUCAUGGUGUAUCUCGCUCUUUGCUAGGACACAUUCAUAACAAGGAACAACAACAACAUCAGGAGAAUGGCAAUAAUGGCUAUCGACCUUUUCUAUACAACAUCUCCGUGGAUGCAUGCGAUUUUAUGCGCAAUCGCAAAAGGUAUCCCGUGUUUGCCAUUUACAUGAACGCCAUAAUGCCAUUUUCAAAUGUCAAUCACACAUGUCCAUACAAUCAUGAUAUGAUAGUUAAGGAUAUGGUUAUGAGAGAGGAUAUGCUUGCCCUUGCGCCUCUGCCGGGCGGUGAUUACAUGUUCAAACUGCGUUUAGGUGUCAAAAACGAGUGGAAGAGUGAAAUAGUCUCAUAUUUGACCACAAGUGAUCUUUGGGAAUUUUUUAAGAAGACAAAAUCUAGAAAAAUGUGA